UCGUCCUUUCAAUUUCGUCUGCGCUUGACACGGCACUCUCACGAUGUUAAACAAUCCCCUUUGGACCUAAACGCGGUCACUUAGAAUCAGUCACAGCCCAAUUAUUGUUUGUCCUAUUUUAAUUCGAAAGCUCAACGAUUUAAACUCGGCCGUCAUUCACCAAAAGCUGUUACUUUAACACUCGCAGUUUCUGUUUCUUUUCUCUCUUCUCUUCCCUAAGAGGCCAACUCAUAUCAUAUCAUUUUUAUCCAAAAGAUUCAAAAAUAUUUCUUCUCUUUUAUAUGUUUAUCAAACUUGCAGAAUUGAGAAACGUGUUGUUUAGAUGGGAAUUAAUAUCCCUCAACGGAUAGAGAAGUUGCCUCAUUCCUACAAGAUGCAUUCUUCCAUGUGCUUAGAGUUAAAGAACUUAGUUGAUAGGGUCAUGAGAAUCUUUCCUGAUAUAGAAGAUGCUCGACCAGGGUCCUCCACAGGGAUACAUACUCUAUGUUUGAUCAACAAAGCUUUGGAGAAAGCUAAGCUGCUUCUCCAGUACUGCAGUGAAUCCAGCAAACUCUACAUGGCAAUAACAGGAGAUGCUAUACUCUUAAGAGCUUGUAGAGCCAAAAAGUUAUUAGAGCAAAGCUUAAGUGACAUCAGAAGCAUGGUACCUACUGUUUUGGCUACUAAGAUAACUCAUGUAGUCCAAGAUCUUAGGUCAACUGUGUUGGCUCUAGAAUCAUCUGAAGAAGAUGCUGGUAAAGCUAUUAGAGAGCUCAUGCAACGGAGCACAACCUCCUCUGUUUCUUCUGAUGAGGUCAGAGAUUUCCAAUAUGCAGCACUGAAGCUCCAGCUUUCAACACCUGAGGCCAUUGUGCUUGAGAGAAGAUCCCUGAAGUCACUCUUCUCGAAACUAGGCGAGUGUGAAGUGAACAAGAGACAGAUUCUGAAGUACCUUGUCUGUCUUUUGAAGAAGCAUGAGAAGAUCAUCUGGAGAGAUCACAAAGAGAUCUCUUUCACACAGAUUCAGCCUGUGAAUCAUUCUGUGUGUGUUAGUGCUGCGGAAGCAGGGUGUUCUGAGGAACACAACGCUACACUUCCUGAGAAUUUUAAAUGCCCACUUUCUCUUACCGUCAUGUAUGAUCCUAUCAUCAUCUCCUCAGGCCACACUUUUGAGAGGAUGCAGAUUCAGAAAUGGUUUGAUGAAGGCAAUGAGACAUGUCCUAGAUCAAGAAGGACACUAGAUGACUUCACAAUGAAGCCAAACGUAGCCAUGAAGGAACAUAUAUCAAAGUGGUGCUCCAAGAACGGUCUUGAUGUUCAAGAUCCAGCAACAAAGCACACAAGGUCUUCCCACAAUCUUGACUUCUCCAUAGCUAGUUUUGGAAGCUCUCUGUACAAUCUUGACUUCUCGAGUAGGGACUUCAGCUCAAGCUUUUCAACUGAUUCACCUUCCUACUCUAAGAUGUCAAAGGGUGGUUACUUCAUGCCAAUGCAGACCAUAGAUUCUGAGUCAGGAACUGAAGUCACAGACUCUAGUCAAAGCGAGGUGGAGAUAGAGCCUUUAUGUGAACUCACCAAGCUUCCAUGGGUUGCUCAGGUCAAGACCAUUCAAGAUGCAAGAAAACGUUUUGAGCACAACUCUAGAGCUUUUCAGUCUAUGUCACCGAGUAAGUUUCUUGAGCCACUUAUAACAUUCUUGAAGAAUGCUGGCACCAAUGGAGACACAAUAAAGAGUGGGUUGGAUUUGUUGUUCACUUUCCUCAGUGGAAACAGAAGGGCUAUAGAGGCUUUGGAAGAAGACGUGUUUGAAACGUUAUCUGUUUUUCUAGGGUUUGAGUUAUUAGUAGCUGAAGAAGCUUUGAACGUACUCGAGGUUCUCUCUAACCAGCCACAUAGUCUCUCUAAGAUAACUUCAUCAGGCUCCCUCUCUUCUCUUUUGAAGAUGGUCGAGUCUGGAGCAGAACAUCUCCAAGAGCAAGCUAUGAUCACACUCAAGAACCUCUCCUCAAGCAACGAGAUUUGUCUAGAAAUGGUGUCUCUCGGUUUCGUCCAGAAGCUCACAUCGUUCUUACAACAAAGCGUCUUCAGCAAACACUCAAUCAUCAUUCUGAGGAACUUCUGCAACACUGAGAAAGGCCGUGUUUGUGUAACUGAGACACCGAGUUGUUUAGCUUCCGUAGCUGAGUUGCUGGACUCAAAUGUUCCAGAGGAGCAAGAGAAUGCAAUCUCUAUCCUGUUACAGCUAUGUGUGGAGAAGAUAGAGUAUUGCAACCUUGUUGUGAGAGAAGGCGUUGAUAUUUAUCCAUCUCUUUUCUUGAUAUCAAACAAUGGAACAGAGGAAGCUAAGGUGGGUGCGUCAGAAUUGCUUAGAGCUCUUGAGGAAGUAGAUUUCAACAGAGAAGAAGAAGAAGAAGGAGGAGGAGGAGGAGCAACUGCUACAACUAGUUCACAGGUUGUUACUCCAUAUAUGCAUCAAGAACCUAUAAUAACAACACCAUCUCCAAAGAAAUCUGGUCUAUUUGGACUCAGUUUCUCAAUUCUAAAGAAGAAGAAAAGAUAGAUGUAGUUAGGCUGUUUCUUUUUAAUUCUAACUUAGUUUACGGAAAGUUACAGAUAUUUUUUGUGGUUCUUGUCUUUGUUGAUUUAAGUUUGUAUAUGUUGAUACCAAUCCAAUGAGCCUCCUUAAUGCAAGUGUAGUUGUAAGGGUAGUCCCAAAAUCUUCAGAGA
Messenger RNA from Raphanus sativus (radish), 2706 nucleotides. RefSeq names its product U-box domain-containing protein 5. The record is from RefSeq and is a predicted model, not a curated record. Gene Ontology annotation, molecular function: ubiquitin-protein transferase activity. The coding region runs from base 323 to 2539 and encodes 738 amino acids. NCBI's taxonomy places the organism in Eukaryota, Viridiplantae, Streptophyta, Magnoliopsida, Brassicales, Brassicaceae. Gene Ontology annotation, biological process: protein ubiquitination. Gene Ontology annotation, cellular component: nucleus; cytoplasm. The transcript is spliced from 4 exons.